Rhagoletis pomonella (apple maggot) is the source of this 2059-nucleotide messenger RNA. RefSeq names its product transforming growth factor beta-1-induced transcript 1 protein. The coding region runs from base 480 to 1013 and encodes 177 amino acids. Gene Ontology annotation, cellular component: focal adhesion; cytoplasm; cell-cell junction. The record is from RefSeq and is a predicted model, not a curated record. Lineage: Eukaryota; Metazoa; Arthropoda; Insecta; Diptera; Tephritidae. Gene Ontology annotation, biological process: cell-cell junction organization; cell-cell adhesion; positive regulation of integrin-mediated signaling pathway. The transcript has 6 exons.
CAGUUUGUUUUGCCGCUUUCGACUCUUUGGUUGCAAUCGCAUGCGAGUUCGCGUUCGCAAUUCAAUUAACGUUACGGAAAGUAGUACGUUGAGUUUUGAAGCGUAAAAUAUACAAAUUUCCAAAAGGAAACGCAUCCAAAUCGUCUGCAAUUAAUUUCGUGCAUACCUCGCAGGUCGUCAAUAGCCAAGAAAACAAAAAAAAACUACAUUUUCGCAACAACUAAUAAAAACAACAACAAUCACAAAAACAGCAGCAACAGAAACGACCAGCAAUCAACGAAACGUUCAACCGGUGAUUCUUUGAUUGUGAAAAAGUUGUUUUUGGUCAGUCAGAAAGUAAAGAAACGUAACGCGAAAAUUGUGCGUUGUGUAUAAAAGAGCAACAGCAACAGCAAUAGAAAGAGCAAACAAAACAAGGACGAGCGUUAACAGCAUUAGUGGAAUUAAGGAGGAAAUAAAUAAAUAAAUCAACGAACAAAAUGUCGGAAUCAGUUUGUCACAAAUGCAAUGAAAUCAUCACGAAGCGCAUCAUUACAGCGCUUGGUAAGACAUGGCAUCCGGAACAUUUUGCAUGCAAAGAUUGCAAUACACCCAUCGAGGAGGCCACAUUCAAUAUACAAGAUGGCGAACCAGUUUGUUCCAAAUGUUUUCUGAAAAACUACUCGGGCACAUGUCAUGGCUGCAAGCAACCCAUAUUGGAGCGCACAAUUAAAGCUUUGGGCCAAACAUGGCAUGAGGAUUGCUUUGUGUGUGGCGGACCAUGCCACAAACCCCUAGUCGGUACGUCUUUCUACGAGCGCGAUGGCCGGGCCUAUUGUAAAACGGACUUUGAGGAACUCUUUGCGGCACGUUGCGCUGGCUGCACAAAACCUAUCACAGAGAAUGCGAUUGUGGCGUUAAAUGCCAAAUGGCAUAGGGACUGCUUUAAAUGCAAGAAAUGCGCCAACCCUAUCACAGCGAGUAUAUUCGCCGUUGAAGAGAACAAACCAGUCUGCACAGAGUGCUCAGCCUAAAAUGAGCCACAAAUAAGCGCAGCGAAAAGCAAAGAAGUGAUUAUGUAAUGUGCAUGCGAUGAACAAUGUAUAGCAAUCAAAACGAAUAAUUACCCGAAAAUUUUGGAUUUUAAAGACAACUCAAAUAACAAAAGAGCUAAAAGAGAAAAAAUGUACACAUUACGAGUCAGAAAGAAUUCGUGCAGCUAAGAAUUUUUGUUUUUCAAAUAUGUAAUUUCCCCUUAAAUGUGUUCGCUAUUGCGCCACUAACCAGAAUACACAUAAAAAAUUGCACAAAUUUUCGAGAAAAAAGUAUUCAAAUAACACUUUAAUACACAUUCCACAUAAACACGAUCCACAUAACCACAGUCCACACAGGCCAACACACAAAUUAACGUGCCGAACGCUGUUCACAACCGAAUGACCGACUAUCGUACGAACUAAAUAGCUGUUGUAUGUACUAUGUUUUCACGGCAUAGCCUUGGAGUAGGCUUGGUCUAAAAAUGCGCUUUAAGAACCCUUAAAAAUUAUAUACUCGACCAUACGAACUGAUAUUUUUCCCAAUUACUGCAGGCAAACUAAUUAUUUAAGAUUCUAUUUGCGUUUGAAUCGUUUAAAGAAUUUCGUUGCUUCUAUAUUUUCUCUGAUUUUUUGAUAAAGGAAAACAUUAAGCUUAAUUGUUUUAUAUUACUAAGGCCUUUUUUAAUAAAAACAUGUACUAAAAAUCAUGUAAAUUUUAAUGGUUAAUUCGCCUAAGCAACAAAUUUUUUUAUUUUGAAUUUUUGCGAUUUUCAUUCUGUUCUGGACUACCGUUUUUUAACACGAAUGAAAUUAAAAUUUAAAAUAUUUUGGUAACGGAAAAAAAUUGCUUUUUGGUAGUCUCUCUACGCGCUUCGUACAAAAAUUAAAAUUUUGUUACUUAAGCAAUAAAUUAUCGAAUAUUUCCCGCUGGACAGUAGAUGGCACUCGACUAAAAUUUUGACAACUUAUAUAAAGAGUGGACAGCAAAUACUUAUUACACGAAAUUACAAAAAAAAAAAAACAAUAAAAUUAUAAAGUCAUUUUAU